This is a messenger RNA of Candidula unifasciata, 609 nucleotides long. The record is from the annotation of a GenBank genome assembly. NCBI's taxonomy places the organism in Eukaryota, Metazoa, Mollusca, Gastropoda, Stylommatophora, Geomitridae.
GCUGCAGAUCUACCAUUACAAAUUCAUCUGGAGUAAUACAGUCACAUAGAUAUCCAGGGAAUUUUCCUGAAAAUACUACCUGCUCUUGGACCAUUAUAGCAACAGGGGCUGGAAAAACAAUUGCAUUCAGUUGGCAUAAUUAUAUCAUAAUAUGUAACUUUGACACCCUUGAGGUGUAUGAUGGCAACAGCACCAAUGCUCCUUUGCUCGGCCGUUACUGUGGCUAUCUCAACAACCCAGGCAUCAUUCAGUCUUCAGGAAACACCCUGUAUCUCACUUACCAAGCUGUUGCUCAACAGUAUACCAGGCGAUUCUCAGCAUCAUAUUCAACAAAUGGUAAUAAAUUUUACAGAUAUAAUUUGACCUUUCCGUCUGGUCCAAUAAGCAGUCCCGGGUACCCUGGGAGCUCUUCCCAAAAUACAUAUGUUACCUGGACGGUAACAGUUGCUCCUGGAUAUGUUGUGACACUCAAGUUCUGUGGGAAUAAUUUUCCAGUGAUGACUUCAUCGACAAACAAUGCAAUGCACAUUAUCUACAGUUCUCUAGGAAACACAACUGAAAAAGGUUUUGUUGCAAAUUAUUUUGAAGACGGUAACACUAGUCUAUCAU